AUGUCGAAUUCAGGGGUAUGGGGUGACGUUCCACCUGGGGUGGACCUUGCCGAGGACCAAAACGAGGCUAUCAUCGGUUCAGUUAUCGCCAUCAUGGUCAUCGGACUUGCCGCCGUCAUCUUACGUCUGUUCACGCGACUAAUGAAGGCGGGACCGGGGUUGGCUGUCGAUGACUACGUGAUCAUGUUUGCAGCGGUCAUGGGGAUUGGGACGGCCGUGUGCUGUCUCAUCAGCGUUCCCUAUGGCGGAGGGAAGCACCUCUGGGUUGUGACGGCGGACGAGUUCACAAAGCUCUACCAAACGACUUACGCUUUUGUCAUCGUCUACAUCACCUGCAUCUCGGCAACCAAGGUCUCCAUCUUGCUGUUUUACCGCCGCAUAUUUGGCACCGGUGUGAUAUGGUACAUCGUGUUUGGCUUGGCUUGUGCCCACUGGGCCGAGGUCACCAUCACAUGGCUCGCAGGGUGCCGGCCGAUCAGCUACUACUGGAGGCAGUACACCGAUCCGACUGCCACGGGAACAUGUAUCGACGCUCCGCUGUUCUACUUUUGCAAUGGGGUGAUUGGCUUGGUGAUUGAUGUGGCCAUCUUGUUGGUCCCGAUCCCAACGAGUAAUCUGGAGCCUGCGCUUGCCAACCACCAAAAAGAUCUUUAUUGGCGGGAUCCUUCUCAUCGGCGGUUUGUGCGUCUCCAACCUCGUCUCUUCCCCUUGUCCUUGUCCCUUGAUAUUCCAGGGGUUCAAAGGCUAAUCAAUGACUGGUCCGGUAUCUACAGUGUCUGCGUCGCCUCGGCCGUCCGCAUCGUGAUGAUGGAUCAGCUCGUGAAGUCACCCGACUUCACAUGGUCCAUGGCCAAGGUCUUCAUCUGGUCCUGUUGCGAGCCGUUCAUUGGCAUCGUGUGCGCCUGCCUGCCCACCUACGCACCCCUUGUCCGGCGCUUGUGGCGCCGACAUGAUGGCCACACCAAUUCCAACACGCCCGAGAUGUACGCUUCCGAAAAGUCCAAGACGGCCAAGCGACCGAAUUGGAGCACCAGCAGCUGGAAGCACCGCACAGUGUUGCGCGGGGAGGAUGAGCUGGAGUUGACGGUGAAUACAGCCAUUGGGACGGGAUCUGCGGAGGAGAAGAAGUCAAAGUUGGGCGGCCUAUCAGACUGGAAGAAGGGUGAUUCAGAACUUGACCCAAACGAGAUCAGGGUGACGAGGGACUUCUACUGGAGCGAUAGCCCUUGA
Parathielavia appendiculata is the source of this 1230-nucleotide messenger RNA. RefSeq lists its product as uncharacterized. The record is from RefSeq and is a predicted model, not a curated record. The transcript is spliced from 3 exons. Lineage: Eukaryota; Fungi; Ascomycota; Sordariomycetes; Sordariales; Chaetomiaceae. The coding region runs from base 1 to 1230 and encodes 409 amino acids.